Molecule: messenger RNA, 774 nt
Organism: Anopheles marshallii
Lineage: Eukaryota; Metazoa; Arthropoda; Insecta; Diptera; Culicidae
Exons: 4
Coding region: 1-774 (257 amino acids)
Source: RefSeq, a predicted model, not a curated record
AUGGAACAGCGGUGGAUUUACUAUUUGGCACAAUUGAUUACACUAUUGCUUCUCCCCGCGUACGGUCCACAGUUCGCUCACAGUUCCUCCUCCACCCGAGGGCAUACCCUUUGGUCGGAUGGACCAGCGACGGCCGGAACGAGCGCGGAAAAGUGUUCCUCCAGCGGUAGUCUCAAGUAUCUUUCCGGAGACGCUCUCACAGACAGCCCCAACUGCCUCGGACCCAACAAUGCCCCGUACCCGGCGAACUUAGUGGCACGAACGUUUUCCAACUGGACGCCCGGUGGUUCGUCGCGUCGCGGUCGUAUGAGUCAGUUGCCGACGCUUGAUCCCAAGCUGACGCAACGUGCCCUGUUGCAGGCCUACGGUGAUGCAAAUGAAGCAGCCUCGCUCGAAAGCGCUCGCACGAGAUACAGUCGCUCGCUGGACAGUAGCCAAUGCCGGGAUACGCCGUCACGCCUUUGCAAAACUCGCUACAACACCACCGCACCCAUGUACGGCGUCAGCUUAACUUCCGGCCAGCCAGUCACGAUCGUGCAGAAGUUCCCCGAUCUGCUGCAGCAGGUCGUCUUCGAGGUGUGCGAAUCUUCCGAGUGUGAUGUCGUGCGGGGCGAAUGCACACAAACCUACGUUCCGUACCUGUUUCUGGUGAUCCCGCUCGGUCCGGUAACGCUCACCGGACAGGAUUAUGUGCUGGUGGAGAGUGGAUGCGUCUGCAAGCCGAAGUACGCGACCGAAAAACCGCGUGAGACAGGUGGCAACUUUAUCCCUUAA